Messenger RNA from Hylaeus volcanicus, 2217 nucleotides. RefSeq lists its product as uncharacterized. NCBI's taxonomy places the organism in Eukaryota, Metazoa, Arthropoda, Insecta, Hymenoptera, Colletidae. Bases 1 to 2022 code for a protein of 673 amino acids. The record is from RefSeq and is a predicted model, not a curated record. The transcript is spliced from 12 exons.
AUGUCUUAUAGACAGCUACGUAAAUUAAAAAAAACACUACAGAGCACUUUAGUGUGCGAAAACACUAAAGACUCGGUCUCAUCUAACGAAGACAACGUUAAACCUCGAAAAUUUUUUUUUGCUCGAGCGACAUGUCUCUCAUCGUCCAGCAGUAAACUUUCAGAAGAUGAUUAUGCAAUCAAAAGUCUUGAUGAAAAAUGGGCGAGUGUUUUUUCAAAAAAAAACAUCGCUGAAUCUCAUGCUAUCCAACGUGAGUAUAAAGAAGAAUCAGAUUCAGACGCACUAAACAAGUUUCUUUUGUCUACCAAUCAAAGAUAUGCUAAAGCCAACUGUAAUGCAAAGCCCAACAUCAUGCAGAGACAUGAAGAAAUUUUAAAAAUAAAACCAUAUUUACGAGAAUUGCUAGCGCAAAAUUUGUCUUUAGUGAACAGAACAUCUGCCUCAACGAAUGAAAUUAUUCCGCCUAUCGCUCGAAAAAAUCGUGUGCGAACACUAUUCAUGAAGCGGUUCUUGUUGCUUCCAGAAGCGAAAGAAUUAAAUUGGCCUUUCUUGAUUCCGGAAGCACAACGCGUGACAUGUGUUACUAUAAAACAUAAUAACGAUCAAACUUUCUUUAACUUCAUUGAAGCUCCCAUUAGAACUACUGUUUUCACCAAGUUACAACAUUACAUGAAAAGAAAUCUGUACGAAACGUGUAUAUUGAAAUUACUUGAAAUCCACCCUUUUCAUAUGGAGUUGAAUCUUUUAUAUUGCCAAAUGCUUAUUGAUCAGAAUAAAAUCGAAGAAGCUUUCACAUUUUGUCGUCGUUCUGUUCAUGCACUUCAAUGCUCUUUUCCCUCUGAAUUCUCUCCUUCGUUUUUCUAUUCUAAUAAUGAACCACCUUGGCCUCAAGUUCAGAUGAUCGAUAAAUCAAGCUCAUCCCUUUUACUAGUCUACUGUAUCCUUUUCACGUACAGUCGUUUUCUAAUGAAUGCAUCGCGUUAUCUAGAAGCUUUACAAGUUUUAAAACUCCUUGUGCUACUCGUACCUCGUCAGGAUAUUUUUUUAACAUUUUUAUAUAUUGAUGAAUGCUUUGUCUAUUUAAGAUCUUAUAAACGACUUGAAAAUUUUUGUUCAAGUUAUUUUAAUCAUACUAUUACGAUUGAUGGGAAGAAACAGAAAGAGAACGGGAUGCUUUACUAUCCGAAUUUGUAUUUUUCAGAUUGUCUUUUACAAUUAAUGACAUUAUUACCAUCUAUCAAUUCUUCCCUUCCUCUAGCAAACACCGUCAUAACGACUUCAUCAAUUUGUAGUUUUCAAAUACAGUUCACUAAUUUAUACAAUUAUACUCUUUUUAUGAUGCUGCGUGGUUUGCUGCUUUUUCCUUAUUUCGUUCGUUUUCUCAUUUAUGUCCUUCAACUGGAUAUUAACACGCGGCCAACUGAGUCCACAUGUAAUGUUGCGUGGAAAGAAUUGCUGAAAUGUGACGUUUUCAAAUGUUUUUGGAAGAAAACAUAUCAAAGAAGAAAUCACGAUGCUACAAGACGCUUCUUAAUAGAAACAACAAAAUUAUCAUUAACAAAAUUCAAGGACAAAUGGAAGCAACCGAAAAUCCUGGCAUUUAUUCAUCAAACGGUGUAUUGCCUUGUUAAUCUAGUGAAUACAAAAGCAUUACGAAACGAUACUAUUCAAACAUUCCGAAGGCAGUGGUGCUCCUUAGUAAGAGUGUUUCAUAACGAUUGCAAGACAUUUCAAUAUUAUUCACAUUUUCGCUAUGAAACAACACCACAACUGCCUUGCUUUUUUAUGAAAAAAAUAUGUAAAAAAAUCAACGUGGCAGAUCCCACUAAAAUAGGAUUGUCUUUGAAGUAUCAACCUCCAUUGUGUUGGAUUUCCCCUUUUUCAAAUACUUUUCUAACUUUCUUCAUAACACUACACCCUGGAUUUGAAAUGGAUUUUCAAGAUUUGGGAACCAAAAUUGGUUUUGACAGCAUGCUCUUCUAUUUUAAAUCAUUUUUAACAAAUUUAUUUGUUAAUUUUUAACACAUUUAAACCAUGUGGUGUGUUGUAGUUAACAAACUGUUUUUAACUUCUGGCUGUAAAACAUAGUUUUAGCAUGAGUUUAAAAUAUUAAUUUUUUAGUAAGAUUUUUAACAUCUUUAUUAAGAGAUGUUUUAGUCAAAAUGAAAUCUACAUGUGAUAGACGCGUUCAAAUACUCUUAAUAUGUUUAAUUCUUA